AUGGCGAAGUCAAACGACGUCGAGUAUGAUGAUGAUGACGAUGAUGAUGAUGACGAUGAGGAUGAUGAUGAUGACGAUGACGAUGAAAAUGAUAGUGACAAUAACGAUGACGAUGAUGAUAAUGACGAUGACGAUGAUGAUGAAGAUGACGAUGACAAUGACGAUGAUGAUGACGAUGAUGAUGAAGAUGAUGAUGACGAUGAUGAUGACGAUGACAUUGAUGAUCACGACGAUGAUGAUGACUAUGAUGACGACGAUGACGAUGAUGAUGACGAUGACUGUGAUGAUGACGAUUGUGACGAUGACGAUGACGAUGAUGAUGACAAUGAUGAUGACAAUGACGAUGAUGAUGACGAUGAUGAAUACGAUGAUGAUGACGAUAACAUUGACGAUGAAAAUGACGAUGGUGAUGAUGAUCACGAUGACGAUAACGAUGAUGACGAUGACUAUGAUGAUGACGAUGACGAUGAUGAUGAUGAUGACGAUAAAUGA
Messenger RNA from Parnassius apollo (apollo), 492 nucleotides. Lineage: Eukaryota; Metazoa; Arthropoda; Insecta; Lepidoptera; Papilionidae. The record is from the annotation of a GenBank genome assembly.